AUGGAUAACACCAACCACGCAGUCCAUGGCAUGGCUGUACCCCCAAGCCGUAUACCUCUGUCCGAGAGGAGCAAUACCACAUCUCCAACCUCGGCUUGUUGGACACGCAAAGACUCGGAUGAAUUAACGCGUAGCCAGCACAGUUCCGUUCUGGAUGCUGGCUGCAUAUCUGACAGUCAAGUAGUCAAAUUCAGAAAGGUGUCUCCCCGGCCAAUCAAGAUCCCUCCCCCGAAACAUCCUACCCAGAUCCGGCUGGAGGACUUGAGAUCAGAGUCACCACUCACCCGUCUAGAGUCGUCAACUCCUUUCCUCUACGGCCAGGGCACGGAACUCGAUCCGAUAGCCGAGCAACAGAGUAUCAAGACCCUACGUACAGCCAGCUGGUCGACGUCAGACCUGUCUUCCGUCAUGCAUGGCGCCCCUGGCUCGUGCAACAACAAUGCGGACGGCAACAGAACAGGGAACGGACUGCUGAGGCGGAAGAGAUCCUUCAGCCUCGACGACCUCGACGACAUAGAGAGAUGGCAAAAUAUGCGAACAGCAACGUUCAGGCUCUCGCCCAUCCCUUCGACGGGGUCCCCGAGCGAGGAAGUGUACGCCAUGGACGAAAGUACCCAUAAGUACCCGCAUUCACCCCCAUGCUCGCCACCUGCCAUGAACCGAUCCCUCGAAGACAUAUUGAAGCGCAUCAUUGGGUUCGUCUCGUACAGCGAUCUCCAACCCAUUCCAGUGGAGGCCGAAGACAGCAGGGCCAUUUAA
Molecule: messenger RNA, 759 nt
Organism: Neoarthrinium moseri
Lineage: Eukaryota; Fungi; Ascomycota; Sordariomycetes; Amphisphaeriales; Apiosporaceae
Exons: 2
Coding region: 1-759 (252 amino acids)
Source: RefSeq, a predicted model, not a curated record